AAAAUCCUGGCAGGCCAGCCUUUGGAAGCUGAAAUUGGAGGACUCGACAUAAUGAAUAACGAUCCGACGCAUGCCCGAGUGCUCUAUGCAUGCGUAUCGUCGGGCAGGCUUCAAGACUUCACGGAUGCAAUAGCGAACGCGAUGAGCGAUGCGGGAUUCGCGCUCCAAGAGAAGUCUGUGAAGCUACACAUGACACUUCUCAAUGUCAAAUAUGCGGAAGGAUCGAUCGAAACGAUGGAUGUCUCACGGCUGCUGGAAAAGUACGGGAAUUUUCAGUUCGGAAGAAUAACAAUACGUGAGGUAAGCUGA
Gongylonema pulchrum is the source of this 309-nucleotide messenger RNA. The record is from the annotation of a GenBank genome assembly. Lineage: Eukaryota; Metazoa; Nematoda; Chromadorea; Rhabditida; Gongylonematidae.